Molecule: messenger RNA, 2361 nt
Organism: Rhodotorula graminis WP1
Lineage: Eukaryota; Fungi; Basidiomycota; Microbotryomycetes; Sporidiobolales; Sporidiobolaceae
Exons: 7
Coding region: 1-2247 (748 amino acids)
Biological process (GO): regulation of ARF protein signal transduction
Molecular function (GO): guanyl-nucleotide exchange factor activity
Source: RefSeq, a predicted model, not a curated record
AUGAGCGACGAGUCACUGACGGGCUCGAUCCCGCGCAGGAGCCGGGUCAACGCGGCGACGCUGCGGCUGUACAUGGACAAGUUCGACUUUGCCGGCCUCUCGCUCGAUGCGGCGUUCCGGCGACUGUGCGGCAAGCUGUACCUCAAGGGCGAGACGCAACAGGUCGACCGCAUCCUCGAGCAGUUCAGCCGGCGAUACUUUGACGACAACCCCAGGACCGUCUACGGCAGCUCGGACGUCGUCCACGCCGUGUCGUACUCGCUCCUCCUCCUCAACACGGACCUGCACGUCGUCGACUCGACGACCCGCAUGACGCGCCAGCAGUUCAUCCGCAACACGCUCGACGCCAUCCGGGCCCAGACGGGCACCGACGACGCCGCUGCCGCCGCCGAGCUCCUCGCCGACGUCCACCCUGCCUCGACCGACUCGUCCUCGUCCGUCUUCCGCCUCGGCAACCUCGACGCGUCGACCUCGCGCAAGUCGAUCGACAGCUCUCGACAAAACCCGAGCGUCGUCAGCCUCGCAGCAGCAGCGGCAGCGGCAGACGGCGCGAGCGACUCGCCGACGCCGACCGUGUCGGGCUCGCCCAUCAUCACGCGCACGGGCCCCGAGGGCCGGUCCGACAGCCCGGCGCGCUCGCUCAAGGCCGCAUCGACGCCUGUGCCCAAGCUCGACGAGGUCAACCUGCAAGUUGCGCUCAAGGACAUGUACAACGCCAUCAAGUCGCAGCCCGUGUACCAGAUCUCGAGCGGCUCGGGCUCGUCCUCGGCGCUGCACCUCCCGCACGAGCCGUCGGCGACCAACCGCUCGUCCUUCUCGCUCUCGCCCGGCGGCGGCGGCGGCGGGUCGUCGCCGUACGCGACGUGGGGCGGCAACGUGAGCCGGGCGGCGAGCCGCAGGAGCGCGACGUCGGUCGCGAGUGGGACGACGCCGCCGACGAGCGUGUCGUCCGGCUCGGCGUACAAGCGGGCGAGCAUCCGGGGCAUGGGCGCGUUCCUCGGCGCGUCGUCGAGCCUCGACUUGGUGCGGUCGACGAGCCCGACACCGAGCACGGCGACCUCGCUCUCGGAUGAACGGUGGAACACGGCGUACGGCCCGGCGUCGCAGCACCACAACGUGCCCACGAUCGGGUUCGCCAACAGCCUGUCGCACACGAUCAUCCGCGAGCAGCACGAGGGCGGCGGCGCCGGCGACGAGACGCGGUCCGAGGCGAGCGAGGUCGACGUCUCGGACGAGGAGCUCGCCCUGCUCGGCGCGCCGUGGGCCAAGGAGGGCAUCCUGUCGAGGAAGCACUACUGGGAGUCGAGCGGCAAGAGGGCCAAGGACAAAGGGUGGGUCCAAGCGUUCGUCGUCGUCUCGCAGGGCGAGCUCCAGAUGUUCCGCUUCGACGGCGGCGGUGGCAGCGGCGGCGGCGGGAGCGCUCGAGUGACGGGAGGUGUCGGCGGCGGCGACUGGACGGCCAACGCCUCGGCUGUCGGCUCGGUGUCGCUCAUCCACGCCCUGUGCUCGGCCAUGCCGCCGCCGGGCUACAGCCGCGAGCGGCCGCACUGCUUCGUCUUGACCCUGCCCGGCGGCGGGUCCUACUUUUUCCAGGCCGGCACGCCCGACCUCGUCGCCGAGUGGGUCUCGACGUGCAACUACUGGGCGGCGCGCCACUCGAAGGAGCCCCUGUCCGGCGGCGUGUCCAACAUAGAGUACGGCUGGAACCGCGUCGCCGACUCGACGAGCACCGCCGGCGGCGACGACGACCUCGAGGAGAUCGCGAGUAUCCGCAGCGGGCACAGCCGCAGGAGCUACGCGUCGUCGGCGUUCCACAGCAGCGCGCUCGGCGCCGGCGCCGACCGCACGCACGUCAACGAGUGGAAGCCGCCCCAGGUCCCGCUCGUGCCGAGCCACCUCGGCGAGGAGGCGCAGCUCGACGCGCUUAGCCGACACUCGGCCAUCGUCCAGCGCGAGCUCGCGCAGCACGGCGCUCUGCGUGGGCCCAUGACUCGCCUUUACCCGUCCCGGAGCGCCGCCGGCGCCAAAGCGCUCGCCAACUGGGAGCGCAAGUCGCAGCACCUCGUCGCCGAGGGCGUCAAGUACCGCACCUACGUCGACGCGCUCGCGACGGCCGUCCACCUGCGCGCACUGCGACGCGGCAAGAAGCAGGUCGAGCGCAUGCUCGAGCUCGCAGACCGCGACGCAGACGAGGCGACCGAGGAGCUCGCCGCCGUCGGGCUGUCGCCGCUCGACGACGGGCGCUGAUACCCCCUCUUUUCUCUCUUUCUUGAGCGCACCCUUUCUCUCUCUCUCUCUCUUUGUCGCCCUCGCCCCCCUUUCUAGAUAUCCCUCUCGCAUCGCAAUAUACCUCUUCUCCCG